UAAAACCCUCAAAGAAGCCGCAUAGACACACGUGUGGGACACUGUCAACAUGGGUAAAAGGAGGCAGAAUAAGCAGCUUUUUACGAAUUUAUCCAAAAAACAGAAGAAGCACCUGAAGGAAUUUGGAGAGGAGCAUCCUUUCCACGACAUAGUCAAUGAAAGACCGGAGAGAACUCAGAUAGUGGACCUGCCAGCAAGUCCAGAACAGUCUGAUGCUGAGAGUGAGGAGGAGGAGGAGGAACCAGAGCAGAAAACAGCCUAUCAGAAACUUCUUUCAACUCUCAGCCAACCUGCCAACAGCGGCCAGAGUGAGGAGGAAGAGAGCGAUGAAGAAGAGGAGGAAGACGGGCCUCUUGAUGAAGGUGUGAGUGAUGAAAGUGGUGACGACAGUGAGAAUGGUGAAGAGGACGAGCUGGAGGAUGGAGAUGAAGCUCCAACUGAAGCAGCAGCAGGAGUGGAAGAGGCGGAUGAUGAGGCAGGAGUGGAGGAUGAGCCAGUACAGGAGGAGGAAUUCACAGACAAGGAGCAUGAAUCUCAGUUCUGCCUGGAGACAAACGUCUUGGGUGAGGGAGAGCAAGAGGACGCUGAGGACACCGCAGAGCAAGAGGACAGUCAAGACACGUUCUUGCAGCAUUUGGACACAGAGCUGAGUGAAGAGGAUGUGGAGAGACUUACAUCUGGCACUAAAGCCCACACGCAGAUCAAGUGGCCAAAACUGGGCACUCUGCUAUGCACCAGUUUCCUGGACAAGUUUGGCCCCAUCGACCAGGAGAAUAACGCCAGCCUGCCUGCUUUCCACAAAGUGCUAGAGGCCCGCUGGAAGUCUCUAAACCAGGCCUCCAACCCCGGGGGAGAUGCAGAGGAGGUCAGCCCCUUCCAACUAGAGCUGCUGGCUCUCAUGGGAUCCUACAAGGACAUCUACUAUUCAGAGAGCAAUCCUCUGAGGGAGGGCUGUCAGGCACACAGCACAUACUGCCUCCAUGUGCUCAACCACGUACUAAAGGCCAACUCCCGUGUCCUGGCUCACAAUGGCCAGUUGAGAGAGCGGAAAACUGAGGCUAAAGCUGGAGCCGAACCACAGGAUGAACCCAGAGAUCAAGGUCUGACUCGGCCGAAGGUGUUGAUCCUUGUACCGUUUCGAGACAGAGCGCUGCGAGUCAUCCAGACAUUCAUCGGCCUGUUGGAGACCAAGGGCAAGAAGAUGGUCGUCAGCAACAAGAAGAGGUUCAAGGAUGAGUUUGGAGAGGAGCCGGGGGAUAAGACACCCAACCUGCAGAGACCCGACGACUACCACGCCAUCUUCUCAGGCAACAUAGACGAUCACUUCAGAAUAGGCGUCUCCAUCCUGAGGAGUAGUAUACGCCUCUACGCCCCCUUCUACUCCUCAGACAUCAUCAUCGCGUCUCCACUGGGUCUUCGCACUGUGCUGGGAGCAGAAGGAGAGAGCAAGAGGGACUUUGACUUCCUCUCCUCCAUCGAGCUGCUCGUGGUGGACCAGGCCGACAUCUUCCUCAUGCAAAACUGGGAACACGUUUUGCAUGUGAUGAAGCAUGUGAACCUGCAGCCACUGGACUCCCACGGGGUGGACUUCUCCAGGGUGAGGAUGUGGAACCUGAACAACUGGGCCAGACACUACCGGCAGACCCUGGUGUUCAGCUCCGUCCAGGACCCGCAGAUCAACAACAUCCUCUCCAAGCACUGCACCAACUACCGUGGACAGGUGGCCACCAAGAACAUGCCAAAAACAGGCUCAAUCUGCCAGGUUCUGGUGCAGUUGCCACACGUGUUUCAGAUGUUCUCUGCUGACAGCUUCAUGGACCAGGAUGCCCGAUUUAAGUUCUUUGUGGACAAAGUGCUGCCUCAGUACAAGGACUCGGUCAUGUCCCAUACACUGGUCUAUGUCCCCUCAUACUUUGACUAUGUGCGUCUGCGCAACUACAUGAAGAAGGAGGAGCUAAACUUUGUCAGUAUCUGUGAGUACUCCAGCAAAUCGGAGGUGUCCCGAGCCAGGCACUUCUUCCAGAAAGGGAAUAAACAGUUUCUGCUCUUCACCGAACGCUUCCACUUCUACAAGAGAUACACCAUCAAAGGGAUCCAGAAUCUGAUCUUUUAUGGGCUCCCCACCUACUCCCACUUCUACAGCGAAGUGUGUAACAUGCUGGCGGCGGGGGGGCAGGGCGAGGAGGCCAGCUGGACCUGCACUGCCCUCUACUCGCGAUACGAUGCCCAGAAACUGGCUGCCAUCACUGGGGCCCAGCGGGCCGGACAGAUGCUUCACUCCAACAAGACUGUUCACCUCUUCAUUACUGGAGAGGAGGACAAAGCUUCCUGACCAUGAGGGACAGUUAACAGAGGGACCACUACACAGAAACCAUUACCAGUGUAUGGACUACCUGUUCAACUAAGCUGUUCAGCUAGGUUGAGUGCCUGUGUGGACACCUGGAUUAUAUGUUGGAGGAAACGCAUCAUAUGUACUUGAGGUUGCUGAGUGACAUCUGUCCACCCGUUCUGCCUGUCAUACAGUAGAAUGAUUGGUCUGACAUCAGGAAAAUGUCUGUUGAAAAUGCAGCUAAUGCAAUGCAGAAUUUUAAAACCAUCUAUGUGUGCAUGUAUGCAAGAGAAGAUGCAUUGACACUUGCUGCAUUUUACAUUCAGCAACAACAAACAGCCUAGGGGCAGGAUUAAUGAAAGAUUAAAAAAAAAAAAAAAAAAAACUCAAGCACCAUUCUCCCUCAACUUUAGUGUUUUAUAUAUAUCUUGUCUUAA
Myripristis murdjan (pinecone soldierfish) is the source of this 2766-nucleotide messenger RNA. It is a transcript of the gene utp25, whose product is annotated as UTP25 small subunit processor component. The record is from RefSeq and is a predicted model, not a curated record. The coding region runs from base 50 to 2332 and encodes 760 amino acids. The transcript is spliced from 12 exons. Gene Ontology annotation, molecular function: U3 snoRNA binding; rRNA binding. NCBI's taxonomy places the organism in Eukaryota, Metazoa, Chordata, Actinopteri, Holocentriformes, Holocentridae. Gene Ontology annotation, biological process: maturation of SSU-rRNA from tricistronic rRNA transcript (SSU-rRNA, 5.8S rRNA, LSU-rRNA). Gene Ontology annotation, cellular component: small-subunit processome; nucleolus.